AUGGCUUCCAAAGGCCAGCCCGUUCGUGCAGAAGAGACAGCUGUGCAGGUAGCUGUCAGAGUCCGUCCAUUGCUCCCUAAAGAAGUGCUCCAUGGACAGCAGUCUUGUGUCCACAUUGACCCCGACAAGCAAAGUCUAACUCUGGGCACCAACAGACACUUCCACUUCAAGGAUAUUCUGGAUGAAUUGUGCAGCCAGGAGACGGUGUACAGCUGCUGUGUGCAGCCUUUACUUGAAGCUUUCUUUCAAGGGUUCAAUGUCACUGUAGUAGCGUAUGGGCAGACAGGAUCAGGAAAAACGUACACCAUUGGAGAGGCAAGCAUAUCAUCUAUCUCAGAAGAUGAGCAGGGUAUCAUUCCACGGGCUAUGGCUGAAAUUUUUAAACUGGUUGAUGAAAAUGAUCUAAUUGAUUACAGCAUCCGAGUGUCUUAUCUGGAAGUCUAUAAGGAAGAAUUCAGAGAUCUCCUGGAGGUGCAGACAUCUAAUAAAGACAUCCUGAUCAGAGAGGAUGACAAAGGCAAUGUUGUGCUAUGCGGUGUGAAGGAGACCGAAGUGGAAGGACUGGAUGAGGUUCUUAGUUUACUAGAAGUGGGCAAUGCUGCUAAACACACAGGAGCCACACAAGUUAAUGCCCAUUCCAGCCGCUCGCAUACAAUCUUCACUGUCACCAUGGAGCAGAGGAGAGUCGUUGGGCGAGUCACCAAAAUGACCAUCGGGGACAAUGGUCCUGCCCUUGAUUUUGGUCAGGUUCUUUCUUCCAAGUUCCACUUUGUAGACCUGGCAGGGUCUGAACGGAUAUUGAAAACAGGCAACACUGGAGAGCGGCUGAAAGAAAGCAUUCAGAUUAACACUGGACUUUUAGCACUGGGCAAUGUUAUAAGUGCUCUGGGUGACCCCAAGAGGAAGAGCAGCCACAUUCCUUACAGGGAUUCCAAGAUUACCAGAAUUUUGAAGGAUUCCUUAGGAGGAAAUGCCAAGACAGUUAUGAUCUCUUGUAUAAGUCCUAUUGCUUCUGAUUUUGAUGAAACCUUGAAUACACUUAACUACGCCAGCAGAGCUCGGAACAUAAAGAACAAAGCAACUAUCAAUUGCAAGAAAGAAGCGGAGCGAGUGGAAGACCUCCAGCAACAGAUAAAGUCCCUGCAACGGGCUCUAGAACAGAGACAUCGAUCAGAAACUAGGAUUCUCAAUAGGUUUGACCCAACCAAGCCUAUACCCCGAAGAUCUACAGAAGAUCAUAUGUCCAGGGUAAUGGCUGAGUGUGCUCAUUACAGGACAUGUACAGAUACAGGAUAUCUCCUUCUUAUGGACCUUCUUUCAGAAGGCGGCCUCUCGCCUUUUCAAAUGCAAAAGGUGAAGGAUUGGAUGUGUACCGUAGAAGAGGAGAGGAGUGAAGUAACAUCAGCCUCUGGUUUGGACAGUGGAAUAGAGAGCUCUUCUAUUGAGGAACUCGCUGCAGAGCUCAGCAAGAGGCAGGCUAAAAGUAAGGGGUCAUUGAGCUUCGGGAACCCAAGUGGAGUAGAGAAAGACAAGUGCAUUGAAGAUCUGAGAAGUAAAAUUCAGAAGCUGGAAGAUGAGAAUAGAGACUUCCUGGCUGCACUAGAAGAUGCCAUGGAGCAGUACAAGUUGCAGAGUGAUAAGCUGCAAGAACAGCAAGAUGAGAUUGCUAGGUUGCAAAGCCACCUGGAACAUCGGAAGCCUGAUCUGUCUGUCACAGCCCUACUGGAAGAUGUGCACUUGUUAAACAUUGGGGGCAGACCAAAUACAGCGCCUCUAAUUAAAAAGCAUUCACAUGCUAUUGAGCAGAACAAGCUUUUACCCUUGAGAUACCCCAAGCAAAGAAAGAUUUCAGACAGUGUUGUAUUUUUGUCCAAGGAGCUGAAAAAGAGCUUUCAGAGUGACACACAGAAGCUGGUAUCCAGUCUGGAGGAGGGAGACACUGUGCUUUAUAGACAUUUCAGUGAAGAUUCUGAUCUUACAGCAGACUCUGAUGAAGAGGAAAAUAAAGAGAACUAUGUAUCUGAGAGAGAAUCCAUCAAGUCCUACCCAUCACAUAGGUGUAAAAAUUCCAAACCUCAAAGUGGAAACUGGCCUACAUCUCCCCAGAACAGUGAGGAAGACGAAGAAGCUGUGUUAGACAGGGAUACAAAUGAAGCUAAGUAUAAGAAGACAGACCAACUUGUUCUGGGAGACAGCCCUACCCAUGAAAGAGACUCUAAAUGGAGGUUGCGUCGGGCUGAGCAGAAGAUCCGGGAACUUGCUAUCAACAUCCGAAUGAAGGAAGAGCUUAUUAAAGAGUUGGUUAAAACUGGAAGAGAAGCUCAGGCCAUGAAUAAACAGUACUGUGUGAAGAUCUCUGAACUGGAGGCUGAGGCAGAACAGGUACGGAUGGAGGUCAGUGAGAACCAGCGCCAUCUGCAGGAAUUGGAAAGGAAAGACACGCGGGAUCCAGUGGAGAGAUCCAAACUGCAGGAAUACCGCAAGAAGAUCGCAGCCGCUGAGAGUAAAGUCCAGGUGUUGAAAGAGAAGAAACAAGCCACAGAAAAGCUAGCCUCUCUUUCUAUCCAGAGUGAGAGACGGGUUCAAGAACUGGAGAAAAAUAUUUUGCAGAUGAAACAGCAGCAAGGGCAGCUACAGAAGAAGCUUAAAGAGGAGACCGAACAGAAACGGAGACUGGAGAGCGAGAUGCAGAAAAGGAGACACCGAGUGAAGGAGCUUGAGUUAAAGCAUGAACAGCAACAAAAGAUGCUGAGGAUCAAAACUGAGGAAAUAGCAGCUUUUCAAAAGAAGAGGAGAAGUGGGAGCAAUGGAUCAGUUAUCAGUCUGGAGCAGCAGCAGAAAAUUGAAGAGCAGAAGAAAUGGCUGGACAGCGAGAUUGAUAAAGUCCUGGAACAGCGCCGUGCCUUGGGGGAGUUAGAAGAGGAACUCAAGAGAAGGGAAGGUAUAUUGACUAAGAAAGAAGCACUUCUACAGGAGAAGAAUGAUUUAGAGAUCAAGAGGCUUCAAUCUAGCCAGGCUCUAAGUAAUGAUAUUGUCAGGGUGUCCAGCCGCAUUGAGGAUCUGGAGAAGGAGCUGAAUGAGAAGAAUGGACAGCUCCGCCAGGGCAGUGGCUGUGACCAACAACGCAUACGAGAUGAAAUCAAUAACCUGCGACAAGAGAAGGAUCUGCUGCUAAAACAGAGGGUGGAAAUAGAUGAGAAACUGCGGCAGGGAAACCUCCUUUCUGCUGAGGAAGAGAGGAUCCUGUUCCGGUUGGAUGAGGCAAUAGAAGCUCUUGAUGCGGCAAUUGAAUACAAGAAUGAAUCUAUAACACGCAGGCAGCGUGUUCUUCGAGCCUCAGCUAGUUUGCUCUCCCAGUGUGAAAUGAACCUCAUGUCAAAGCUGAGUUAUCUGUCCUCCUCGGAAACCCGGGCCCUCCUCUGUAAAUAUUUUGACAAAGUAGUUACACUGCGUGAGGAGGAGCACAAACUGCAGAUCUCCUUCUCCGAGUUGGAAAUUAAGCUGGAGGAGCAGCAGCGGACGAUCUACUGCUUGCAGGUGUCACUAGAACGGCAGUGCCUGGAAAUGGAUCGUCAGCUUACCUUGCAGCAGAAGGAACAUGAACGUAACAUACAACUAUUGCUAAGGCAAUGCCAAGACCAAAUGGGUGAGGGAUUGGCUGGAAGCAAGAGACAGUAUGAAGGCAGGAUCCAAAUGCUUGAGAGAGAACUUGGCUGGUACAUGUGGGCUCACCAGGAGCUUAGUCAGAGACUGAACAAAAUGGCUGUCCCCCUGAAUGCUCCAGGAAAUCAAGUGAAAGGAGAUGGCAGAGUCAUACUGAACACCGACAGAUAUGUCUCCUUAGUUGCGUGUGCCGAAGAAAAUAAUGUCAACUUGAACAGUCAACCACCAACUCUAGAGCGCAAACUGAGACCCGGAGAAGACUUGAUGCAUGUGCCAUUACCGCCCACAUGGAGGCGCUCCUCCCUACCUUCUGAAGAGCAGGCCGGACUGGAAGAGCUUAGACAUCGGGACACUGUAAUUGAACCACUGAACAGCAGGCUGGUACAACCAAAUGAUGGUGUUUCUCAAAGACCUCUUAUGUACCUGCCCAAAUCCCGGCGAGAUGUUCGCAGAUGUAAUAUAAGUGUCAUGCCAUUGAUGUCUAAUGUGGAAAUGAUUGAUGUACGAAGAAACCCACUGUGA
Nanorana parkeri is the source of this 4185-nucleotide messenger RNA. RefSeq names its product kinesin family member 7 (gene KIF7). The transcript has 18 exons. The record is from RefSeq and is a predicted model, not a curated record. The coding region runs from base 1 to 4185 and encodes 1394 amino acids. Gene Ontology annotation, biological process: microtubule-based movement; mitotic spindle organization. Gene Ontology annotation, molecular function: microtubule motor activity; microtubule binding; ATP binding. Lineage: Eukaryota; Metazoa; Chordata; Amphibia; Anura; Dicroglossidae.